AUGUCUCCGAGGAUGCCUACGCAAUCGCAGUCGUUGAUCAUACCGUCUAAGCCGAUAGGUAAAGGACUAGAUGGCUUUCGCAAUUAUUUCAGAUCGAUAUGCGAAGACAUCGGUGUUUCCAAUUCCUCACAAGCACUUGACCAUGUGGACUAUGAAGGUAUCCAGAAUUUGUUAGUCAGUCUUCUCUCUGCUUUGCAAGCCCUCCCGGCCGCUCGAAUUCUGCAGUGCCGAAACGGAAGCGGGACCCUCUUUGAAGGCCUUUUGAAGCUCAAUGCACUGGUCAGCUUUGAUAAUUUCGACGUCGAACGGAUACGACCUCUACUCGAUGCAAUCAUCAACAACCAGUCCGAUGAGGUUAUCUGGGCCAAAGUAGACGAAGCCGUCACCAAAUCCACGCCGCCGCCGCCGCCCCCUUCUUUGUCCGUCCAACAAACACUGCUGUCGAUCAAUACAGGCAGCUUCGCGAACUCGUCCGAGCACCGUAAAUACGUGGAUAACAUACUGAAAGAGGAGUUAGGACACCUGUAUGUUGGCAUACCUGGAUUCUUCGACGCGUUCUUGGGAGACGUGCCAGAACUAGGAACAGCGGCACAGGUUGUGUUUGAUACCUGCAAGGAAGGACACAGUCCACUGUACCGUGUGGAGAGCGGCUGGCAGGGCUGGCCUGAAGGGGCGAAGGAGAAGGAUGUCUUGAACUGGUUUGCACUACUUCUAGACCAGUUUCAGCACAUUGCGUAUGAGCGCCUUGCAAUACCCCAAAGUCCACGGCGACCGCUGGCACAGCCCCAUAAGCCCUUGCAAGGCUCUACAGCCACUCGCAAGCUAGAUAUCGGUUUUGUAGAUGAUCCGGACGCUGGCGUAGACUCGAGAUGCCGCUGGUCGCAAAUCCUUAUACCUGGAGAGCUGAAGAGCAACCCCUCAGCCGACAAAGCGUCCAAGGCGUGGCUUGACCUGGGCCGAUACGCCCAGGAGGUGUUCGCUACACAAGAUAGCCGCCGCUUUGUUCUUGGCUUCACUCUCUGCGGACCCUUCAUGCGGCUGUGGGUGUUCGACCGACUUGGAGGCAUCGCCUCUAAGCAGUUCAACGUCAACAAAGAUGGACUACAGUUUGUGUCUGUAAUGCUUGGGUUGCUGUGGAUGAACAAGGCGCAGCUGGGGUUCGACCCAACUAUCGUCACAAUUGGAGACAAGCGGUAUAUCCAGAUUGAACGUGAGAAUGGGAAAGAGCGCCUUAUCAUUAACAAGGUUAUAAAGAGGGUGCCCUGCGUCGCUGGUCGGGCAACGACCUGCUGGAAAGUUACCCGAGAAGAAGACCCAGACACGCCACUUGUUGUCAAAGAUUCAUGGCAGUAUCCAGAGCGGGACGAAGAGGGUGAGAUGCUACACGAAGCGACAGAGAAGGGGGUGGUGAACGUCGCGAGGUACUUCCACCACCAGACGGUGCGUGUAGGCAAUCAAGAUGAUGACAUCUGUGCAAACGUACGGAAAGGGCUGGACAUAACGAAGGCAACGAACUACAUGCCACAAAGGCAGAUGCCGCUGCUAAACAACACUGGACGCCGGGCGUCGCGGAGAGACGGGAGCAGCAACGUGGCCGGAAGGAAGCGACCUUCGAGCUCCAUAAACACCCCACUGCCGCCCAGCAAGCGCCUUCGCUCGAGCUCUCCAGAAAAACCUGCGAUUGUCAAUAGGGUCCACCGCCGUGUCAUCGUCCGCGACUACGGAGAGGCCAUCUACAAAUCAAGCUCCCCAGCCAUGCUGCUUACUGCAUUAGAGCAAUGCAUUCACGGAUAUGAGUCAUUACACACACAAGGCGGUAUACUCCAACGCGACAUAUCACCAAACAACCUCAUGGUGAACGAGGAUGCCGGGAACCCGUCGUCGUGGCGCGCGUUCUUGGUCGAUCUCGACCUUGCGAUCAAGGAACGGCGGGAGAUGUCUUCAGGGGCAUGCGCGAAGACCGGCACGCGACCGUUCAUGGCCAUAGGAUUGCUCUUAGACGAACAACACUCGUUCAUGCACGACCUUGAAUCAUUCUUCUGGGUCCUAUUCUGGGUGUGUGUUCACUAUGAUGGGCCUGGCAAAGACAUCGGGCCAACUGAGUUCGAAUGUUGGAAUUACGAGAGCAGUAAAAAACUAGCGGAGCUCAAAAAAGGUCUGAUUUCUGACGAGAGUGAUUUUCUGAAGACUGUUGAGGCUAGUUUUACGACUUACUACAAACCACUCGCUUUUCACGUCAACGAAUUACGGAAGAAGGUAUUUCCUGGUGGCGAGAGAUGGAGAGUUGCAAAUUGUAAUCUGUACUCGGAGAUGAAGACGACACUUCGGGCAGCACGAGAUGCAUUAAACUACUCCGUAGUGAAGGUAUAA
Exserohilum turcica Et28A is the source of this 2370-nucleotide messenger RNA. RefSeq lists its product as uncharacterized. Lineage: Eukaryota; Fungi; Ascomycota; Dothideomycetes; Pleosporales; Pleosporaceae. Bases 1 to 2370 code for a protein of 789 amino acids. The transcript is spliced from 2 exons. Gene Ontology annotation, molecular function: protein kinase activity; ATP binding. Gene Ontology annotation, biological process: protein phosphorylation. The record is from RefSeq and is a predicted model, not a curated record.